Molecule: messenger RNA, 3414 nt
Organism: Megalobrama amblycephala (Wuchang bream)
Lineage: Eukaryota; Metazoa; Chordata; Actinopteri; Cypriniformes; Xenocyprididae
Product: NACHT, LRR and PYD domains-containing protein 3-like
Exons: 12
Coding region: 239-3292 (1017 amino acids)
Molecular function (GO): protein binding
Source: RefSeq, a predicted model, not a curated record
UCUAAGGUAUUCAAACAUAGUUUUGAAUGGAUUUGGAAGGAUCUUUGUGAUCUCUCUUUGUUUCACCCAUUGCUUCUAAGGUCCCGAGGAAUUUUUAUGGCGGUCUGUGGCCAACCGUAGGAAGUAGUCUCUAGAUGGGUGAAGGGCAGAAACUCCAUGUGGACCAAUGGGAAGUCUUGUCCUUCUCAGGCUUGGUACAAGAGGUCUUCUUCGUGCCCUCUAAGAGAGUUCUGUCCAAAUGCAAAGACCAAAGUCAUCUGAACCCAGCUGUGUGUCUAUGAAGAGUGACCGGUCAAUGGAUCCUCCACGUAACUUUAGUGGACACACUGACCAUGGGCUUAGACCGGACCCUCCAGAACCCAGCUGUGUGUCCGUGAAGAGUGACCGGUCAAUGGAUCCUCCACGUAACUUUAGUGGACACACUGAUCAUGGGUUUAGGCUGGACCCAACAGAACCCAGCUGUGUGUCUGUGAUGAGUGACAGGUCAAUGGAUCCUCCACGUAACUUUAGUGGACACACUGAUCAUGGGUUUAGACCGGACCAGCCAAAACUGAGCUGUGUGUCCAUGAAGAAAGACCAGUCAAUGGAUCCUUCACCUAUGCUUAGUGGACACACUGAUUCUGGGAUUAGUAGUGGCCCUCAACACUCCGAAACCCUCAAGAGAUUCAGAUCAAAUCUGAGGAAGAAGUUUGAGUGUCUGUAUGAGGGAACAGCAAAGCAGGGAAACCCAAUACUUCUGAAUGAGAUCUACACUGAACUCUACAUCACAGAGGGUGAUUGUGGAGAGAUCAAUAAUGAGCAUGAGGUGAGACAGAUUGAGGCUCAAUCAAGCAGAACAGCAACAGAGGACACACUUAUCAAAUGCUCUGACAUCUUCAGACCUUUAUCUGGACAAAACAAACCCAUCAGAACUGUGCUGACAAAGGGAGUCGCUGGCAUUGGAAAAACAGUCUCUGUGCAGAAGUUCAUCCUAGACUGGGCUGAAGGGAAAGAGAAUCAGGACAUCCAGCUCAUAUUUCCACUUCCUUUCAGAGAGCUCAACCUAAUGAAAGACAAAAAACUCAGUAUUGCAGAUCUUCUUCAUGUCUUCUUCCUUGAAACAAAAGAAAUUAGACCAUUCAGUGGUGAAUAUAAAGUGUUGUUCAUCUUUGAUGGUCUGGAUGAGUGUCGCCUGACUCUGGAUUUUCAGAGCGAUGUGAGGUUGUGUGAUGUGACUGAAUCAGCCUCAGUGGACGUGCUGCUGACAAACCUCAUUGUGGGGAAUCUGCUUCCCUCUGCUCUCAUCUGGAUCACCUCCAGACCAGCAGCAGCUGAUCUCGUCCCCUCUGAGUGUGUCCAUCGAGUGACAGAGGUACGAGGCUUCAAUGAGCCACAGAAGGAGGAAUACUUCUGGAAGAGAAUCAGUGAUCAGAGUCUGGCCAAUAAAAUCAUUACACACCUGAAGUCAUCAAGGAGCCUUGACAUCAUGUGCCACAUCCCAGUGUUCUGCUGGAUCUCAGCCACUGUUCUGGAGAAGAUGUUGAGCGAAGCAAAGAGUGGAGAGAUUCCCAAGACUCUCACUCAAAUGUACACACACUUCCUGAUCAUUCAGACCAACAUCAAACAUGAGAAGAACUACGAGAAGAAAGUGAAGGAUGAAGACAUGAUCCUCAAACUGGGGAAACUGGCAUUCCAGCAGCUUGUGAAAAGAAACCUGAUCUUCUAUGAGGAAGACCUGAGAGAGUGUGGUAUUGAUGAGACAGAAGCUUCAGUGUACUCAGGAUUGUGCACUCAGAUCUUCAGAGAGGAGUUGGGCUUGUAUCAGGGGAAAGUCUUCUGCUUUGUUCAUCUGAGCAUUCAGGAACAUCUAGCAGCUCUUUAUGUGCUGCUUUCAUUCCUGCUGCACAAGAGGGAUGUGCUCAAUGAAAGCCUCAGCUCAAAACAUUCAAAUGAGUUCACGUGUCACACAAUAUCUGACCUCCAUCAGAGAGCCGUGGACAAGGCUCUGCAGAGUAAGAAUGGACAUCUGGAUCUUUUCCUGCGGUUCCUUCUGGGUCUCUCGCUGGAGUCCAAUCAGAUGCUCCUGAAAGGCCUUGUGACACAUGUUAGAAACAUCUCGUACAGUAAAGACAAAUCAAUUGAGUACAUUAAAACAAGAAUAAGAAUGAAUCCCUCACCAGAGAAAUCAAUCAACCUUUUCCACUCUUUAAAUGAACUGGGCAAUCAUUCUCUCGUAAAUGAAAUCCAGGAGUGUCUCAGAUCUGGAGGUCUUUCAAACACCAGAUUGUCCUCGUCACAGUGGUCAGCUGUUGUCUUUGUUUUAUUAACCUCAGAGUGUUUGGAUGAGUUUAAGUUAAAGAAAUACAUAAGCACAAAUCGAGGCCAAAACCACAUGUCACCAGAUGAAGUACUUCAGAAACUCUUGCCUGUAGUUGAAGCCUCCAGAUCAGCAGAGUUAAGUGAUUGUUGUAUCACAGAUAAAGGUUGUGCUGCUCUGGCUUCAGCUCUGAGAUCAAACUCACACCUCAGAGAACUGGAUCUGUCUGAGAAUAAACUAGGAGAUGGAGGUCUGAUGUUUCUCUCUGAUGGACUGAAGGAUCCUCACUGUAAACUGGAGAAACUGAUGUUGAAUAAAUCUGGUGUCACAGCUGAAGGUUGUGCUGCUCUGGCUUCAGCUCUGAGAUCAAACUCACACCUCAGAGAACUGGAUCUGACUGAGAAUAAAAUAGGAGAUGGAGGUCUGACGCUUCUCUCUGAUGGACUGAAGGAUCCUCACUGUAAACUGGAGAAACUGACGUUGUGGAAUUGUAAUAUCACAGACGAAGGUUGUGCUGCUUUGGCUUCAGCUCUGAGAUCAAACUCACACCUCAGAGAACUGGAUCUAACUGAGAAUAAACUAGGAUGUAGAGGUCUGACGCUCCUCUCUGAUGGACUGAAGGAUCCUCACAGUAAACUGGAGAAAUUGAAGUUGUAUGAUUGUGGUAUCACAGCUGAAGGUGGUGCUGCUCUGGCUACAACUCUGAGAUCAAACUCACACCUCAGAGAACUGGAUCUGACAUGGAAUAAAAUAGGAGGUGGAGGUCUGAUCCUGCUCUCUGAUGGACUGGAUCCACACUGUAAACUAGAGAAAUUGAUGUUGAGAUAUUGUAAUAUCACAACUGUAGGUUGUGCUGCUCUGGCUUCAGCUCUGAGAUCAAACUCACACCUCCGAGAACUGGAUCUGUCUGGGAAUAAUCUACGACAUGCAAGUGUGAAGAGUCUCUCUGCUUUAAAAGAUGAUCCACAUUAUGAACUGAAGACACUGCUCUAUUAAAAGAUGAAUAUGGAGCCACUGGAGACAUCAUCAACACUGAAGUCACGUGACCUUUACUGCACUUUACUGUAUAUAAUUGUACAUAUUUUUUGUAUAAGAUUCAAUAAAGUCACUUAUUUUUC